Schistocerca serialis cubense is the source of this 7806-nucleotide messenger RNA. Its product is annotated as cytochrome P450 9e2-like. The transcript is spliced from 8 exons. Bases 42 to 1634 code for a protein of 530 amino acids. Lineage: Eukaryota; Metazoa; Arthropoda; Insecta; Orthoptera; Acrididae. Gene Ontology annotation, molecular function: iron ion binding; heme binding; oxidoreductase activity, acting on paired donors, with incorporation or reduction of molecular oxygen. The record is from RefSeq and is a predicted model, not a curated record.
ACGCACGCUGGGAGUCUCUCGUCUGCCCACUCGCUGUGGAGAUGAUGUCGCCUGACUGGUGGACGCUGCCGCUGCCGCUGCCGCUGCUGGUGGUGGUGGUGGUGGUGGUGGUGGUGUGGUGGCGCCGCUGGAGCGGACACUUUGCGCGGCAGGGGGCUCCGUCCCUGCGGCCGCUGCCUUUCGUGGGGAACAUGCUGCCACUGGCGUUCCGCAAGUUGGCCAUGCACGACAUCGUCAUCCAGCUGUACCACAAGCUCGACCCUCACGCCUACGGAGGAUUCUUCCUGUUUUCUGUGCCACUCGUAAUGAUAAGAGACCCUGAAAUCAUACGGACGGUCACUGUUAAAGAUUUUGACCACUUCACAGACCACUUUGUGCUUUUCGGCAACAGUAAACAUAAUCCAAUGUUGCGGCGGAUGCUGUUUUCGUUGAAAGGUAGAGAGUGGCACGACAUGCGGUGCACCCUGAGCCCAGCUUUCUCUUCGAUGAAGAUGAAGAACAUGUUCUUACUGAUGACCGAGAUUGGACACCAGAUGGUCGAGUAUUUGACGAAGAAAACAGCGGAGCAUGAGAUUUCUUCUGGCGGGGAAGGCACCCUCACCCUGGAGAUGAAGGACUUCUUCACACGCAUGACCAACGACAUUAUUGCAACCACAGCAUUUGGAGUCAAGGUGGACUCGCUUUCGGAGCCCAAUAACUCUUUCUACACGAUGGGUCGUGAUCUCACCACCUUCAGACCGACGGUCGCUUUUGGAUACCUGAUAUCACCGAAACUAAUGGAACUACUGCGCAUACCAUUCUUGGACCCAAAGGCCGUGGACUACUUCACGUCCAUAAUCUCAGAAACUAUUCGAACGAGAGAGAAACACGGAAUCAUUCGCCACGACAUGAUCCAUCUAAUGAUGCAGGCGCGACGAGGCGAACUAACAUCGCAGGAAGAAGAGGUAAACGGAACCACGGAAGUCAAAGGAAAGCCACCCCUUACCGAUGAAGACGUGACGGCGCAGGCGGUUAUAUUCUUCUUCGGCGGCUUCGAUACCGUUUCGUCUCUGAUGGUGUUCAGCAGCUACCUGUUGGCCACACAUCCGGACGUGCAGCGGCGCCUACAAAGAGAAGUGGAUGACGUCAUGCAGAAGAGCAGCGGCCAGCCCAGCUACGAGGAGGUCCUGGGAUGCCAGUACCUCGACAUGGUGCUCUCCGAGACCCUGCGCAUGUACGCGCCGCUGCCGGCCCUGGACCGCCAGUGCGUCCGCCCCUACAGGCUGCCGGCGGUGGGGAGGGGGAGCUGUCCAGGGCUGGAGCUGCGGCCCGGAGACGGGGUCUGGCUGCCGGUGCACGCCAUCCACCACGACGAGAAGUACUUCCCUGAUCCCGACCGCUUCGACCCGGAACGCUUCAGUCCGGAGAACAAGCACCUCAUCAAACCGUUCACGUACUUUCCGUUCGGGUGUGGACCACGUUUCUGCAUUGCUCAGAGGUUCGCACUGAUGGAGACAAAGGUGGUACUGCUACACAUGCUGUCCAAAUUCAGCCUGCAAAUAGUUCCCAAGACUCCAGUGCCGCUCAAAAUUCAGCCAAAGCCAAAUCUCUUGAUCCAAGGUGGCGCUUGGCUGGGCCUUCGACGCCGAACUUGACUGAUUGAGUGCGGAAACGAAACUUAGUCUAUGGCGACCUCAGCAGUGUGUCACAUUAAGCGUAAUGUACAAGAGAAACCGAAAGUUAAUGUCACUUAUUGAAAUAUUUACUUGCUGGAUCAAAGAAAAGUUUCAUAAUAUGCCGUUAACCAGGGAUAUUCGAAGUAUAGAAUACCGCCAUAUUAUUCACUCAGAUGAGUUUUCGAGGUAAUUAGUUUUCUUGCUUCCAGACGAGAUAUUCCUGAUUUGACAAACAUCUUUGUUAAUCUCUAGCCUAUGUAACUUCUUCAUACUGUUUUACAUGUUGCAGAUUACGCUAUCUUGUCAAUAAAGAAACUGGUUUAUAGAGUUUCACAGAUCUUGUCUUGGUGGCUGAGUUGGUGGGGAGUCGCGUUGAGACGCUGCCUGUCACCCGGUUCCGUAAGACGGAGGGACACGACGGCUGUUGAUUACCUCGCUACUUGAGAGUGCUGCUAGCGGACAAGCCCACCAGUCUCUUUACUUACUGGUGGGCUCUUUUUCCAUACAAAAAUUGAUGGCUUGAAAGUGGGUGCUCUACCUGGUGGACGGGCAGUCAGUGGGCACCUCAGGCCCUAGUUUAGACUCAGUCACAGCCUCUAUAUUACCGGUAAUGCUGGCGGCAUCACAGAAAUUCACCUACACUAAAACUGCAGCGACAGUGCGAAGAUUUUUACGAAAGAGUAAACACCUACAAAAUAAUUAAUGAUCGGUAUUUGGCAAGCAGGAUGGAAGUAAAUGGAAGGAGAAGGGAAAUGUAUGGAAACUAUCAACCAAUUGAUAGCACAACGAGAGCUAUAUGAAGAUAGAAGUUUCAGGAAAUUAUACUCGCUGAGUUACGUUAAAUGAGUGAGGAAAAAUUAGUAUUCCAGAAUAGGAGAGAGGUAGGGGAGAUUUUGGCACGUUUACGCACGGUCCGCGUUCAUGCAGAGCAGUUUUCUCGGGAAUCAUUCUUGCUGAAGCGCUUCCGAUAAUGGUUGAUAAGUACUGCCACAAGCUUCGUGGAUUCAGCGGAAUGAACAUUUUAGCGUGAAGAUCAUAUUUGUAUGCGCAAGGUGAGUAAAUUCUGAUACUCAAAUAUCGAAGCUCCUAGGGAGCACCACCUUUAGAAUUGACAAUAGGUGAAUGUACACUGAUCAGCCAGUACGUUAAGACCACCUACCUAAUAUAAUAGCCGGUGUGUCCACUUUUGGUACGGAUAACAGUGGCGGCGCAUCGUGACAUGGAAGCAGCGAGACCUCGGUUGGUCGCUGGAGGAACUGGCACAUCAGUAGCACACACGAGUCACCUAGGUCCCGUAAAUUCCGGGGAGAAGGGCGAUGAGCUCUGACGCCACGUUCAACCACAUCAACUGGAACUCUCCGCUGUGUUCCUCGAACCACUCCGUCACAUUCCUGGCUUCGUGACGUGGAGCAUUAUCAUCCUGAAAAAUGCCACUGCCGUCGGGAAACAUGAUCGUCAUGAAGGGGUGUACGUGGUCUGCAACCAGUUUACGAUGCUCCUUAUGCGAGCUCCUCUGGACCCAUGGAUGCCCACGUGACUGUUCUCCAGAGCAUAAUGGAGCCGCCGCCACCUUGUCUUUCUCCCACAGUACAGGUGUGAAAGAACUGUUCACCUAGAAGAGAAAAGAUUCGCGCCCUCCCAUCGGUAAGAAAGUAUCGGCAUUCAUUAGACCCUAUAACGCUCUGCCACCGCGCCAGUGUCCAGUUUCGAUUGUCUUCUGCCCAUUUCAGCCGUAGUUGCCGGUGUCGUGGUGUCAACACUGGCACAUGCACGGGUAGUCGGCUGCGGACUCCCAUCGUUAGGAGUGUUCGGUGCACUGUGAAUUCAGACACACCUGUACUGUGCCCAGCACUAAAAUCUGAUGCUAGUUUCGCCACAGUUCGCCGGCUGUUCUGUUUCACCAGUCUGCCCAGCCUACGACGUCCAACAUCUGUAAUGAGGGCUGGCCGCUCAACCCCACGACAGCUUUACAUGGCUUCACCUCGGUUUCACCAAGUGUUGAAGACACUCACCACAGCACUCGAACAUCCGACGGGUGGUGCGCAGUUUCCGAAAUGCUCGUGCCGCGCCUCCAGGCCGCCACAGCCUGCCCUCGGUCAAACUCAGAUAGAUCGCUCGCUCUCCCCGUUCUACACACGGACAGAACGCUCACUGGUACCACAUGCACAGUGCGUGGGCCUAACUAGCGGUCAGUCCUCGCCAGGAGACGCUGCUAUCGCCCGGACUGCUCUAUAUCGAUAGUUGGUCGAUGGUCAUAGUGUUCUGUCUGAUUAGUGUAUCUGCGUAUACAGGAGGUUAUGCUACAUUACAAGAUACAUUUGUACAACGUGAAAGCCUCAGAGUUACUACUGUAGUUUCGAAACUAAUUCUAACAUGACGAUUUGGCACGUUUACGCACUGUUUUGGUUUGCAGUCCAAACUGAUAUGCCAGUCAAGAAAACCUCAAGACAGUUGCAGACACAAUCUAAAAAAGUGGCAGCACAGGAGAAUAAGAGAUAGAAAUUACUAAAAGAGGUAUUUGAACGUAAUGAAUCUGAAGCAGAAAGAACUAAUUUUAUGAGAUCAACGACUGAUAAGGGCAAGAAAUUGCUAAAAGCAAGAACAGGCAAAAAUGUGGGUAGGCCUCCUCUGAUGUCACUAGCCUAGCACUCUGCCGAAAGGCAGGUCUGUCACGAGGUAACUCUCCAAGCUCUCCUGUCUUCCGCCACCUUUUUCGGGUCCGCUUCACUUUAUGUCGUCUAUCAUUUUGUCUCUCCUCCUUCAUCUCCGCCGCCUCUUUCGAACCAAUCCUUUAAAAGCGUCAGUUAACAAGCACUCUUAUCUCAACGAAUGUCCCGUACAGAUCUUCUUGCUUUCUUUUGCAACCAGUAGUAGUCUGGUGAAGAGAAUGAACGCUGCCUUUAUAUUUAUUGAUUGAAAAGAUACAACCUAUCAAAAAAAAUCGCGAAUGGUUCCACAGCUUUAGAUGUAAAAGGUGAGCUCAUGACGAAUGUAUCGUAGGAAACACAUCUUUCGUGUGCAGCGUGGACAACGAUAAUGAAUGGUCGUUCAAUUAGCAUUCAGUCUUCUGAGUACGCCAUAGCACGCUAACAGCUGAAAUUUCGCAGAAAAAAAAUUUCCACUAUAAUUUUUGUGUUUUUUGUGUUAAUUGAUGUAGGUAAACCUGUAUAAAAUAAAUUUAAAAACUUUACUAGUGCGUUUUAUUUACUCAUUAGUGUGUUCUAGGAUACGCGUAAAUGGACUCUCACAGGUGCUUAAUCCUGUCCUAUACCCGAUGUACGUUUACGCACUCGACCUCAGCCUAUGUAAAAUAGUUUUGCGCUCUUAAAUGUAAUGGUGAGUCAGAAGUAUGUAUUCCAAUUUCUACUUUAAAAUCGUGUUGUAAAGUUAAACUAUUUUAAACACGAUAAAUCCAACCAAUUCUUUUAAGAAGAUUCCGAAAGAAAUCCUCGCAAUUGCGCCUGAGUCUCCCCAGUGUCAGACGUAAAGCUGUGACGUAACGGAUAGGAGGGGGACGACGUGCUGGGCAUUUGCCCGCGAAAGACAAAAGUUAUGGGUUCGAGUCUCGCCAAGAUUUAACCUGCAACGAAAACCCAGAGCUGGUGUCCGCGCAACAACGACGGGUCGUGCAAGCGGCCCGUGGCUCGGUUUGCAUUUCUGGGCCAACGGUGGGCGUCUCCACCUCUUAUCUCGAACUGAAUGCGGGGGAAAAAUCUGUGCGAAGAAACAAUCAGAGAUAUCCGUGCUGUUUGCGUUCGCGUGCCCUGUGCAUGAGAUAGCGAAGUGCACCAGUAAAACAAAACUGGGAAUCACGAAGAUCCAUUCCGAAUGACGUCUGACCGUACACGUGAAGUCGUCUUGAGGUGCUCUGUCUGGUCCAUGAUACAGCCUCUGUGGCAACCACAAGACACGGACUGGAAUGGUACGAAGUUCUGGAAAUAAACUGAAAGAGAGAAACGAUCUUUCCAGGCGUAAUUUUUUUUUUUUUUUUUGUUUCCGCUACGCCUGUUCAUUAAAGCACUACGGUGGAGGCCCCGGAGAAGCGAUUGUACACAAAUACAGUGGUAAGCCUUCAACAGCGUAAUAGGUUAAAGAUAAAUCUGGUUGAUUUCCGUCUGGCUGUUUUUGUGAUGAAUUCUAGCACUGCGGUGAAGUUCCGCCAGGAAAGAACGUCAGCCUCUCGCCAGGAUAGUUCAACCACAGCGCUGCCAGCUCUAGGCCUGUACACCUGUCGGAUUUUUCUGUUGGGGUUUCCUAUCUUGAGCCGAACUAUCCUUUUCAAGGCACCACAAGCUCACCCUUUGCCCUCUCCCGUUUCCUACAAUCCAAGUGAUCUGCAUAGCCCCGGGCCCACACGAAAUUUGUUUCGUGGACGUGGUACUAGAAUUUAUUGUAAAAGCUCCGAAGAAAUCGUAGAGAUGUUUCUCAAAGUAUUGCUGCCACAAUUCACAAUGGAAAUAAUAAAUAUCCUAACAACUUAAUAGAGGCCACCAAUGCUCGCUGACUUUCGUGAACACAGAAAGCACAAAUACAGACUAAUUUUAAUAAAUAAAGACGUGCUGUAAGUGUUCAUAAAAUUCAUACAAACGAUAUCAUUCAUAGAUGUAGGAUCUCUAAUCGUAAAGGUACCAAAUUUUUAUUUUACUCUGUGCAUACUUCAAGGAUAGGAAGACACUUUACAGAGUGCAUUCGAUCAUUUAAAGAAGUUAUCUGAUGGAAACCACGACGGAAUUUAUAAAGCUAAUACAACGGUAAUGUUCUACAGAAAUAGUGCAGUCCGAAUCAAAACUGUUUUUUUUUUUCGAUGUCAAGACAUUCAACAAAGUCUCAUCAUCCAGAUAUUUUGGUUUGUCUGAAUUGACAUGAAGCCAGUAAAGCUCUUGAAAUGAAAUAGUGGACUACUUUCUGGCCACCCAAAACCGGCCGUUUACAUAUGUAAGAAGCAAAACAUGAGUCACGUACGCUAAAGACAGCAGUAAACAUUUCAGACAGAUAAAUGAAAGGAGUAAAAACUCUAGAAGAAGACAGAGAUUGCAAUACAUCCACAAAGUAAUUGAAGACGUUUACGCACGGAGCACAUUACUACUAAAGGGUGUACAUAAAGCCCGGGAAAAUUUUCAAUUAUUUGUUGCACAAGAACUAAACACUGUAAACAUUCGAUAUGCGAACCAUGAGUGACCCGGCAGACGUCACUACGGAAAUUGAAUUCUUGCCAUAUUCGUUCCAGUACGGCAUCGUCGACUGUGGCAGUCGCUUCCCGUACUGUCUCCCGGAGCUCUAUUAGAUCACGUGGUAGAGGCGGUAUAUACACCAGAUCUUUAAUGUGUCCCCACAGAAAAAAGUCAGACGGAGUGGGAAUGUUUCCGCACAGUUUUGCAUUGCGGUCCUAACUGAUACCCCAGUGAAGGAAACUUUAAGACAAUAUCAGUUGGAAACGGUGAGGUCACAUGAGAAUAAAUGGUAGCAAUUGCUAAAAACGCUAUUUGAAUCCAGUGAUUCUCAAACAAGAAAUUCUACGGGAUCAUGGACUGAUAAGGGAAAGAAUUUGCUGAAAGUAAGAACAAGGAAAAAUGUGGAUAGGUCUACUUCUGAUGUCAUCAGUGUUCUGACCAAAGGCAGGUCUUCAAAUCGUAACGCUUCUAUCUUCAGCGAUACUCUUCUGGUUAUUGUAAUUUCCGCUUCUCUUCAUGUCGUCUUCAUCUUGUAUCUCCUGCGUAGUCUCAGUCUGCUCCCACGAACUAGUCCUUCCAAAGCGUCUAUUACCAAGCACUCCUGUCUCAACAAAGAAAAUCCCAUCCAGUUCUUCUUUCUUUCUCUUACAGCUUAGAGUAGUCUGAUGAAGAGAAUGAAAAUUGCUUUUGUAUUUAGUGACUGAAACAAUACAACCAAUCAAAAAUAAAUCAUCAAGAAUUGGUCUAGGGCUUUACUUGUAAAAGGUGGGCUCACGAUGAUUGUGCCACAGGAAACACAUUUUUUUGGUGUGUAUAAAUUGCAUCUAAAACAGUAAUAAUGAAUAGGGCUUUAAUUAAGAUUAAAAUUUUUGUGUAGGCCAUAUUACGCUAUCAGGUCGAAGUUUGCCAAAACAUUUGUUUGGUACCAGACAAAUUGUUUUAGUAUGUUCAUUAGUGUAAGAAAGACUGUAACUUUGUUU